Polistes canadensis is the source of this 2705-nucleotide messenger RNA. Its product is annotated as homeobox protein 3-like. The transcript is spliced from 5 exons. Bases 247 to 2079 code for a protein of 610 amino acids. NCBI's taxonomy places the organism in Eukaryota, Metazoa, Arthropoda, Insecta, Hymenoptera, Vespidae. Gene Ontology annotation, biological process: DNA repair. The record is from RefSeq and is a predicted model, not a curated record.
GAGAUAACUGAGGCGUUUCCGACGUAUCAAAAAAGAAUUUUGAGGGAACCCAGAUAAUAUAAUAUCUUUUGUUUCCUUUGAUGAGUUUGUUCAUUUAUAUGUUCAGCACGAUACACAGAUGUAUGCAAUAAAAUUAUAACGGUACAAUUAACGAUCAUCUUACGUGGAUAAAGAUAAUAAAAAAGAGGCAUCUCAAAUUGCCUAAUAAUACCUAACCUCGAAAAAAAAUAAUAAUUGUUAACCACGAUGUCAAACGUUCUACGGCUUAAUUAUUCCGUAGAAAAUGAAACAGCUAAGAUUGCCACCGAGUCCUUUGCAUUAAUUUUACAAAAGGCGUACGAGCAGUAUCGAAAAUUGUGGAAUAAAUAUUUGGAUUUAGUUAAGAAAUGCGAAGUUGAUAGUUCUGUACGUAAUGAAAAUCAAGAAGCGUGGAAGGAAAAAAAUGUUUUAAAAACUAUACACGCGUUCGCUGAGGAUAAUGAACUUUUAAAUAAAUCAGCAGAUCAAAAAAAUCAAUUAUCCAUAAAUAAAGAAAUCGAAGAUAGAAAAGAAAGUCAAAACUUACUCGAUAACAUCUCAGAAAUUUCCUUAUUUGAUUUGAUGAUGGAUGUCAAUGAUACUACUUAUCAAUUUCAACCUAAAACAACGAAUACUGUUUUACCUGAAAGCCCAAUAUUUAUGCGAAAGAAUGAAAGAUCUGGUAAUUUUGAAAGUGAAAUUUCUACGAACAGUAAGGAUAAAAGCAUUUUAGAUAAAACACAGACUGAUAGUAAAUUAGAUUAUAACAAACAAAAUACUAGUAAAAAUACCUUUUCUAUUACGAUACCUGAAGAAAAUUUAGCUGAUAUAUCUUCUGAUAAUCUUUCGCCUUUCAUCAUUCAGAGCACACCUGUGAUUAAUAAUAAAUUUAAUAAGAGGAACAGAAAAAAAUUAUUUGAUCAAGUUUGUCAACCACAAUCGAAUGAUAAUGAAGUUAGUCCUAAAAAGAAGCAAACCAUGAAGAGUAAAAUACCAUUACAAGCGUUAGACAAUAUCGCUAAUCCAUUGAGUACUUAUGUAAUUCAUAAUAAUGGUGAUCAAACAAAUAAUAAGAUUGACAAUAACAAAUCUACAUUUUAUAAAUCUUGUUCAAUACCAAAUAAUAAAAAAUUAAGACAACCGAAACUUUCAUUUUAUAAUACUAAACAGAAUGUUAAUAUUGCUACUGUAUCGUUUACUAAUGAAAACAUACCAAUAACAAGGUUUAAAAAAUCUUUAUGUAAUCGUGAAUCUUCCAUAGAAGAUACCAUAAAAGAAAAUAAAACUACAAUGGAUGAAAAAAUUAAUGAUAUAUAUUUGGACGGUGCUAAUGAUAAAAAUGAGACAAUAUUUGAGGAUGUAAUAGCAAAUAGUCCGGAUUACCAAAAAGUACAAUUACAAAAUAAGAAUCGGUUGAAGCUUAAACGAAAAUCUAAAAUGACUAACACAAUAAAAGCAUCUGCUUCGUCCACUAAUAAUUCUAUGCAAAUGCAAAAUAAUGUAUACCCAACCAAAAACCGAAAUAUUGUUAUUAAUGAUAAUAGUAUUUUAUCUUCAGAAACGGUUAAGAAUAGUGCAAAGAAAAGCCUGAUAUUUUCCAAAGAUAUUGAAUCGGAUAAAAAACUUGUAGAUAAGAAUAAUUCUGAAAGAAUUGCAUGUAUUAAACAGAAGGAAUCUAAUGAAUUAAAUGAAUUUCAGUGUACAUUCGGAGACGAAACAUAUUUUGAAGAAAAACCUCCGAAAAAAAAUACUAUUCAUGUAAAUAAAGUGAUUAAUAGAAAUUCACUUAGACUUAAAAAUAUUAGAAUAAAUCCUGUUAAAUGUAACAAUAUAAGUAAAUCGGAUAAAAAAGGUAUAGAAAUGGAAAAUAAAAAAUGGAGUUGUUCGGAAUGUAUCGAGUAUUAUAAAAGUGAAGCAGGUGUUUCCGAUACACAAAUACAAAGGCGGAUAAAUCAAUGUUCUCGUCAUAAAAAUGCAUAUUUUUCCAGAAAUGCAACGCCACCAGGUAAAAUUGUAAUUUAUAUGGAUAUUUUUAAUCUUUACAAAUACAUAUUGAUGUAAAAUGCACGAAAAUAUUAUUACGUAUUAAAUAUUAUUUUUACAGGUUUUUGGGAUCCUUUUUUGCCUGAUACUGGCUCAGAUAGUGCGUAGUAAUAAUAAUUAAAAGAAUUUUGUUUGUAAAAUUAAAUAAUAUAUACAUAAAUUUUGUAGAUAGAAUUAAUAUGGGAAAAUACCAUUAUAUAUAUAAUUAUUAGAAAUUGCAAUUAAAUUAUGAUAUGUUUUUUUUUAAUAUUUAUUUUUUCUUUUGAAUAAAAUACAGUUAUAUAUAGGAGAUAUUAUCUUCGUUCUGUAUUUCGAGCAAAAAAUUUGAUCGCAUAAAUAUGAAGUGCAUAAAGCAUAAUCAAAAAAGGGAGCAUUUUAUUUUUGUACUUCAUUAUUUGAAAAUGUUUUCUCCCUUUUAUGUAGAAUUGUAUUAUAUUCCAGAAUAUUUAUUCUUUAUGUCAAAUUAAAAUAAGUUCAACAAUUUUCUGGAUAUAUAUAAUAUGUAUGUGUAUAUGUGUGUGUUUGUAUAGUUAAAAAUAUAAUAUUCGAUUAUUUAUUACUGAUAUGUAUAAUGAUGAAAAAUAUGUUCUGCCACUUUAUUGACUAUUUACAAAAUAAUUUAGUAAAUAAAAUGACAAAGAAAA